AUGAUCUCCUUCUGGCCCCGAUCCACCCCGGCUCGCGCUCUCCGCGCUCUCCGCGCCGCAUCGGCGAUAGGGUCACCACGCCAACAAUACUUCAGCUCACCGUCUCCCUCCAACCUCCCUCGAAGAACACCUCCCACCACCCGCAACCACUCAACAUCCUCUGUCUCCCCCGAUGAACUCUCUCACUUCUCCACCCUCGCCAGCUCUUGGUGGGAUCCAAUGGGCCCGUCCCGCAUCCUCCACCUCAUGAACCCCCUCCGCCACGAGUUCAUCGCCUCCUGCCUCGCCUCCAGUCCUCCCCCGCCAACCGACACACCUUCCACAACCGCCAACCUGCACUACCUCGACAUCGGCUGCGGUGGUGGGAUCUUCGCCGAAUCGCUCGCGCGCACCAUCCCGCUCGAUGCGUCCGCGCCCGCGCCGACCCCGACUCGCGCUGCCUCCAUGACCGCCAUUGACCCCACAACUCCUCUGAUCCAAGUCGCCCGCGAGCACGCACGGCUUGAUCCAACUGUGCACACGCAUCUUCAGCGCGGCACGUUCCGCUACCUGAACACGACGCUGGAAGACGUGCUGGCGGAGACGCCCACGCCGCAAUUCGACAUGGUCACGCUGUUCGAAGUGCUGGAGCACAUCGACUUGACAACGACCAAGCCUGCAGCCUUCCUGGCAAAUUGUCUGCGCGCCGUGAAACCCGGCGGGUGGCUGCUGGGCUCGACGAUCGCGCGCAGCCUGCCGUCGUUCGUGCUGAACCAGGUGAUUGCGGAGGCGCCGUGGCCGAUUGGCGUGGUACCGCGUGGCACGCACGAGUGGAGUAAGUUUGUGAACCCUGGGGAGUUGGAGGGGUGGAUGCAGGAAGGAUUGAUGCGGGCUGCGGACUCCGGGGGCCAGCGCGGCGGUGCGGGGGCAUUGGAGGGGAUGCAGUGGAAGUGUGUUGGGACAAUUUAUGUGCCUGGGCUGGGAUGGAAGAUGGUUCCUGGAUCAGAAGAUUGGGGCAAUUAUUUCUGGGCUGUGAAGAAGGGGGUUUGA
This is a messenger RNA of Penicillium macrosclerotiorum, 1029 nucleotides long. Its product is annotated as 3-demethylubiquinone-9 3-methyltransferase. Gene Ontology annotation, molecular function: 2-methoxy-6-polyprenyl-1,4-benzoquinol methyltransferase activity. NCBI's taxonomy places the organism in Eukaryota, Fungi, Ascomycota, Eurotiomycetes, Eurotiales, Aspergillaceae. The transcript has a single exon. Gene Ontology annotation, biological process: ubiquinone biosynthetic process. Bases 1 to 1029 code for a protein of 342 amino acids. The record is from RefSeq and is a predicted model, not a curated record.